UCGGUAAGCAACAAAGGAUCUGAAUGGUGGCUUGGGUUUGAAUCUACUUUUGAUUACUCCCCACAUUAAUUUGUAGGUGAGAGAGAUGAUCUCAACUCCAAAGUCUCCAAUUUAGGUGAGAAGAGGCAGCUGCAUAGGGUUUCUACUCUGACGACGAUGGCGAUGGAGGAAACGGCGGCGACAAGCGGUGUUGUUCCCAGCGAGAAAGUUAACAGCUUUAUUAUUCAUGUGAAUGGAUCUGAGGACACUGCUGCUUCUGCGAGAUCUUCUUUACUUUGGGAAAAGGUUAGGAACUUUUUUACUCUCCUGAAUGGACCUAAGGACACUGUUUCUUCAACAUGGACGGGCUUGGCUUCUUACUUUGCAGCUCUUAUGCAACAGUGGAGGGAUAAAAUUAUCUAUUGUAUGGUGCAGCGAUGGAUUGUGGCAUUUUGUUUGGCAGCAGUUUACAUGUAUCGAGCAAUUUUUAUUGGUGGACUUGGUUUAGUUACCAUUAAUUGUGUGCUUUGGUUGAUGUUUUUCCUGGAAAAAUAUCUGUCAUCUCCGGACCUACCUCACUUUAUGGUUCAUCCUCUCCCUGUACUUUCCCAGGCCGAAUGCAAGCCCUUCGUUCGCGAACUCCGAGAGUAUGACUUCUGGACCUACUGGAUGAGGAUUACUGUUAGCCCCUUGACGGUUGUCCAAGGGAAGACAUGGGCAUUUCAAGGCCAUGCCAUGUCUUGGGAAUACUUUGGCUUUGGUUAGACAGCCAUUAGGAUUGCUCAGGGGAUUGUCAGUGUGCACAAGAUGCUCAGCGUGCACACAAGAUGCUUAAAAGGAUGCUCGGCGUGCACUGGGGGUGCCCAGUGGCACUUUCGUAAAUAUGGCGAAAAGUGAAACUUGGAGUUUUGACUCGGGAUCUUUAUGGGAGGUACCUUGAGUCCAUAGAAGCUGGUUGGCACAGACGGCACUCAAUUUGGAUAUUGGGAAAGGCCUGAAAAGCCAUUAUGACUCCUCAAGCAUGGGUGAUGUUUACUCCUGUCAGAGUGUUGGAUUUCCUUAAGACUAUACUAGGGGGGGUCUGUUGAGCACAUCGGUUGGGCUAUGGCAUGGCUUGCUUAGAGGACUUAACCAGCAUGCAUGGGCACGUGUUGCACCACUCCAAGAUGGUUGCACAAGUGGGGAGCAUCCAAGAUAUUGAAGGGCAAACAAGUGGGCACCGACACGCGCGCUGAUAUGCAGCGGCGCAUGUGCGGGCGUGCAGGUGGGCGCGCGGGUAGGCGUCCAACCUAGUGUGCGCGAGCGUCUAGCUCGGCGUGCGCAUGGGCGUCCAGGUGGGUGUACAGCCACGGGCGCAUGAGGGUUCAAACAUGGCGCGUGAAAAAGGGCAUUAGUGUGUGCGCCGGCGUGCACUUUGGUGUACACCCGAGCGUGCGCAUGGGCGUGCAUGGCUUGGCACGCCGUGCACUCAGAGACAUAUAUAUGUGGGUGCAGAUUGGUGGACUUGGCUUGGGCUAGGUUCACAAGGUUAACUCAGAUGUGGCUAGAGCAUGGAUAACACAAAGUCAUGGCUUGCGGUUACAAGAGGUGGUGGCUUAGUGGGCUCGGUCGGUUGGGGGAAGUUACUAGCACUUCCCACUCACCAUGGGAAGUAGGGGAGUGCUGAGUAACCUCCCAAGCAUGUGGCACAAUUCUGAGAGGACCAACACACAGGCAGUUAAGGGUGGUUUCUUCCACUAUGCAGAAUGUAACUUCUUGUGGUUAUGUGGCAUGAGCAGAACAUGCCAACAAGUCUAGCAGUUGGGCUUGUCAACUGCAUUAUAGUGCUGGCACAUUUAGAGGGUGCCAGCACGACCCUAGGUGGAUGGGGGUGUCAUCCAUCAUCUUAGUGGGCAGUUAUGGGCGGUUUUGAGAGUGGCCUAUAUAAUGCUAAAGUGGGAUUUGUAGAGGGAACAGAGAGGAGGGUGUGAGCCUUGGUUGUUCCUUGUACGAACUCAUGUUCCUUUGUAAUAUGUUUAAUAUGAGCAAAGGUUGGGGCUUGUACCUGUAAACUGUGUGUGC
Cornus florida is the source of this 2040-nucleotide messenger RNA. Its product is annotated as protein RER1C-like. Bases 157 to 744 code for a protein of 195 amino acids. The record is from RefSeq and is a predicted model, not a curated record. NCBI's taxonomy places the organism in Eukaryota, Viridiplantae, Streptophyta, Magnoliopsida, Cornales, Cornaceae. Gene Ontology annotation, biological process: retrograde vesicle-mediated transport, Golgi to endoplasmic reticulum; protein retention in ER lumen. Gene Ontology annotation, cellular component: Golgi membrane. The transcript has 4 exons.